Messenger RNA from Poecile atricapillus (Black-capped chickadee), 2630 nucleotides. RefSeq names its product heterochromatin-associated protein MENT-like. Gene Ontology annotation, biological process: negative regulation of endopeptidase activity. The transcript has 8 exons. Bases 307 to 1539 code for a protein of 410 amino acids. The record is from RefSeq and is a predicted model, not a curated record. NCBI's taxonomy places the organism in Eukaryota, Metazoa, Chordata, Aves, Passeriformes, Paridae. Gene Ontology annotation, molecular function: serine-type endopeptidase inhibitor activity.
CUAUCCUGUCAGUAGGCUAUUGUGGUGCAACAGUAGACUUUCGAUUUUAAUUCCAUUGUCCUUUUGAAAUGUCUAAACCUGUCUAAAAGUGACCAGGUCAACAAAAAGGUAAAAAUUUCAUAAGAUGUUUUGGGGAUGUGGUAGAAAGGAACUUUAGGUAGGUGGAAGCAACCUGGAUGUAGAUAAAAAUGAAAGGGAGGGGCAAGCAGUACUAUGUUCCUUAAUUUAAAAAUUGCUUAACACACAAUCAUAGAACCUGACUGAGGACAAGACCUAAGUGUGCUCUCUCAUUAAAAGGUUGUAAAAAUGGAAGCGGUCUCCACAUCAGUUGGCAAGUUUACUAUUGAUCUUUUCAACAAGCUAAAUGAGACCAACAAGGGAAAAAAUAUUUUCUUCUCCCCUUGGAGCAUAUCAGCUGCUCUGGCUCUGACAUACCUGGGAGCAAAAGGAACUACAGCAACUGAGAUGGCAGAGGUCCUUCAUUUCACCCUGGGAGCAGCAGCUGAGGCUUCUUCUGUGGCCAGACCUUCUCGGGGGAGACCAAAGAGAAGAAAAUUGGAUCCUGAGAACAAGAAAGCUGCAGAUAUCCAUUCUGGCUUCAAGAAGCUCCUGACUGCCAUCAACAAACCCAGGAGCACCUACUCCCUGAAAAGUGCCAAUCGCAUUUACGUGGAAAAAACCUUCCUAUUAUUGCCUACAUACAUACAGCUCAGUAAGAACUACUACAAAGCAGAGCCACAGAAGGUUAACUUUAGGACAGCACCAGAACAGUCAGGAAAGGAAAUCAACACUUGGGUUGGAAAACAAACUGAGGGCAAAAUCAAGAAUUUGCUGGGUCCACGAGAUGUGACAAAUUCCACCACGCUGAUCCUGAUAAAUGCCAUUUACUUCAAGGCAGAAUGGGAAGUGAAAUUCAAAGCAGAAGAUACAGAGCUGCAACCCUUCCGACUGAGCAAGAACAAGACUAAGCCUGUAAAGAUGAUGUACAUGAGAAAAAUAUUUCCAGUUCUCAUCAUGGAAACAAUGAAUUUCAAAAUGAUUGAGCUGCCAUAUGUGAAACGUGAACUCAGUAUGUUCAUCCUCCUUCCUGAUGACAUCAAAGACAACACUACGGGUCUUGAACAGCUGGAAAAAGAACUGGCAUAUGAGAAGCUGUCCGAAUGGGCUGAUUCCAAGAAGAUGACCGAGACUCUUGUGGAUCUGUACCUACCUAAAUUCAAAAUGGAAGAGAGAUAUGACCUCAGCGAUAAUCUGAUCAGGAUGGGAAUGCGCAGUGCCUUCGGCAGCAAUGCUGAUUUCAGCGGAAUGACUGAGAAGGAUAAAGUGAUGAUCUCCAAAGUUUUUCACAAGUCUUUUGUUGCAGUUGAUGAGAAGGGCACUGAGGCAGCUGCUGCUACUGCUGUCAGUAUAGAACUAACAAGUGCCUAUGUUAGCCAUGCUCUGAAAUUUAGGGUUGACCAUCCUUUCUGCUUCUUUAUCAGACACAACAAGUCCAAGAGCAUCCUUUUUUUUGGUAGAUUCUGCUCUCCUCUAGAAUGAAUUAUUGCUUGCUCUCAGACAGCCACCAAGGUUCACUGUUCAAUGGAAAAAUGUGAACUGCAGUGCUAAAAUCUCAGCCUUAAGCCAUGAAGCCACCUAUACUGAAAGUGCCUGUUCUUUUUCUUUCACCCAGCUCCCCUCAAAGAAGGCAGCAUCCAAAAACCAUACUGAGCCAUCACAGAACACCCCUCUACUGCUUCCUUCUCUUGUCCUAAUGAGACAGUCCUAAACAGAAAAGAAAGAGUAGAUUUUUGCUCCCUUUUAUCAAAUAUGCUCUUCUGGCUUUACUGUAUAAAAGUAAGGUGGAGUCAUAAAAACUCUCUGCACACAGGCCAUAAUCUCUCCCUAUGUCAAAUGCUGACUUCAAGGGAAAUGCAGUUCAUUCUCUUGACUGUCACAGAGAGUGAAGAAAAAACAAAGAAACGAAAAAAAACAAACUUGUAGAAAUCUGUAUGCUCUCCUUUGCUUUCUUUUCCUCACUGGGAAACCUGCAUUUGUACUACAAUGCUAUUUCAUAACCUUAUUUUCAAAUUUCAGUGACUGUUGGAAAUUAACAAAAUUUAAUACAAAUACAGAAUAAUCUCAGAAUGCCCCCAACAUCCCUUGUCUCAUCACAUGUAUAUAGGCACAUCACAUUCAUUCUCUCCUGCUCUUUCAGCUUUCUGAAAAAGUGAGGCUGUGAGGGAAAGUUUUCCAUCUUUUAAUAUUAAAUUGCUAACUUCUAAUCAUAUUGCAUUUUUUCCUCGUUUCUUCUAAAUUUUGAAUUUUAAGGUUGCUGAGAUUUCCAACCAGCAAAAAUGCUAAGAAAACUAUUAGCAAUAUGCCUUCUUGCCACCUUUUAUUGAUAUGUAAUCUAAACCUGUUAGAAUUUAAAUUUGCUUCCUCUUUUUAAUUUUACUUAUUUAUACCUGUUUCCAGGUUAAUACCUGCAAAGCUUCCUUGCCACCUGUAAUAUUGACCAGUGUUUGAUUUGUACCUUCUGAGUGCAUCUCAGCAAAGAUAUUCGUGGUAUUGACAGAAACAUAAGUGAAAUUUUGACUGCUGCUUUACUUAUUAAUUUACCAUGAGCUGCAUUUAAUAAAGUAAAUAAA